GCCAAGUCCGCGGGUGGACGGAGAAGGCAGUGCCCGCUGUGACACUCGCGCCGUGGGCUCGUUAGCGUCUCUUCUGGUGUUACAGAAUGAGGGGACGCAGCUUGAAACCGACGAAGGUGCUCCUCGGUCUGCUCGCAGUCUUACAAACCAUGUGGAGUACAUCAAGAGCCACACAUGUGGUCCACAUAGGUGGCAAAGUGCCAAUGCACACCCAAUACACAAGAGGAUAUGAGGGAAAUAAGAAGUACCUGUGCAAAGAACCCUGCAUAUCAAAUUCAGAUGUGCUGAUCACUGCCAACCAAAGGAACGUGCGUGUGACUAAAGGGAAAUACUCCAUAUUUGACGAUUCCUCUGCAAGAAUCAUCACUGCAAACAUCAGCAAUUUCCAUAACUGGGAUGCUGGGAGGUACUGGAUUGGAGUGGACAUACCUUGGCAGAAAGAUUCAUAUGCAGAGUUCUAUUUGUCUGUCAUGUCAGAUGUUCCCCAUCCAUCUGCUUUUCCAAGACACAAUGAAGCAAUUCUACCGGUAGUGAUCAGUGUGGCAGUCUUACUAGGAGUGCUGAUCCUCAUGUUUCUGCUGGUCCGCUGGAAGUGGAAGCUCUCAGCCCUGAACACUGACAACUGUAGAAAUGCUGGAAGGAGACACGAGGUAAAUAUGACGGAUAGAACGGAAGAAGAGAUGCCACCACUAUAUCAUCAGACCGUCUCAGUGCCCUGCAUCAUGACACAGGCUAAAAAGAGCACAUUGGGCGCCUUGAGGAGCCACGUUGGUGGCUGAGCAACACUAGAAACCUACAAGCAAGCUUUGCCUCAGAGCUAACAUUCUAAUAUGAAACAAAAUAUGAAAAAUGCAUAAUUCAAAAUAUGUUGUAUACAGUGAUCCCUCGCUAUAUCGCGCUUCGAC
This is a messenger RNA of Polypterus senegalus (gray bichir), 905 nucleotides long. RefSeq lists its product as uncharacterized. The record is from RefSeq and is a predicted model, not a curated record. NCBI's taxonomy places the organism in Eukaryota, Metazoa, Chordata, Cladistia, Polypteriformes, Polypteridae. The transcript is spliced from 6 exons. Bases 87 to 779 code for a protein of 230 amino acids.